AGAGGCGACAGCUGGUGAGCAAGAGGAUUAGAGGAGCGGCUCAAGCCGAUUGGACGGGAUAAAGACGCUGGAGUGACGCAGCAGGAAACUCGAACCGUCCCAAAGGAAUCGUUCGUUAGCGUCUCUGCUUGACCUGAAAACAAAACAUGACAAGUUUUGCUACUGAUGCUAAAAUCUGAGCCUAUAAUUCAUCUCAAACAAUGUUAUUAAACAUUCAUCAACUUAAAACUUUAGGAGCUCAGACUCUGCAGACCUCAAGUAGCAGGUUAAAGGUUAAAGGUCGUGACCCUGAAUCAGUAUGGCUGCUUGGAAGGGUUGAAGGAGAAAGACUCUUCUCUCCAAAAACAAGAUGGCCGUUCGUCAACGUUUAGCAGAGCUGCAUCUGACGGAGGACGAGACUACUGGGACAAUGUCCUCUGGACAUGUUGGACCAGGAUGGAGGAAAUCUAACACAACAGACCAGCAGAAAUGUCCAAUGCAAAUGGGUUUGGAAAUCUUUCAGUCACUGAGUGGACCAGGUUGUCCUCUGACCAGGUUGUCCUCUGACCAGGUUGUCCUCUGACCAGGUUGUCCUCUGUAGACCAAGGUAUUCUAGAGUCAGAUCUGAGUCCAACUGUGUCCUCCCCCCGGCCGCUGAGACACAUUUUACUAUCCAAACGGAGCCGUCCCUUUAGGACGUCCGUCUCUGUCCUCCACGCUUAGAAGACUAGAUUAGAGUAAAUCAUGCAAAUGUUCGUUUAUCUCCCAGAGCAGCUGCCCGCUCAGCAGACAAUUACCUUUGUGAGACAAUUCAGUCACUAGUGACUGCUGCCAACACAAUGUGAGGACAUCGAGAAGACGAACCCAGACAAAUCCUGACUUUAACGGUUUAACCACAGAAACCAGCAUGGAGAGCCAGCUCUACCUCUGGCUCUUCUCUCUAUUGCCCUCCUGUGUUUACACAGGGGUCGGUUUCAACGACAAGUCGGACCUGGACUCUGGUCUCCUCAACAGGAAGUGGAUGGCGUCCAUCCCUGAUGCGACUCCGGUCUCCGCCAUCGCGGUUCCUGGAACCCAUGAGAGCCUGACGCUGAGCGGAGGGCCGCUCGCGGUGACUCAGGUAUGGACUCUGGAAAAGCAGCUGAACGUCGGGAUCCGCUAUCUGGACAUCCACGCUGGGAUCUGGUUUCCCACCGACAAGCAGGUCGGCAUCCGAGACGCCAACUGGCUCUUCUCCCAGGGCGUCACCUUUACCGCGGUGGUAGAGAAGGUUCUGGCGUUCCUGGACGAGAACGGGGGCGAGGCGGUGCUGAUGAAGGUGACGCUACACGGCCUAUACCAAGACCGAGCGGCGCGGCUGGUGGAGCAGCAGCUGCAGAGGUUUGAGGGCAAAAUCUGGAGGAAGGUGUCGGUACCAGAACUGGGCCAGGUCCGAGGGAAGAUCGUCUUUCUGCAGAACAAGAAGUUCCCCCUGGGAACGGAGAACCACCGUUCCUACUUCUUUGAGUCCAACCAGCUGAAAGCCGUAGAAGAGAAACUCAGAGACGUCCGGUGGCAUCUCUGCGGCCAUUACAUCCUGCUGACCCAAACCGCCGCCACCGCGAUGCAGAGGCCCAAGGCGCUGGCCCGGUCCGUCAACCGCCAGCUCAGCGACCUGGUCCGCCGCCGCAGGGCCGGCGCCGGCUGUCUGGGCGUCAUCAGCAUGGACUUCCCCAGCGCCCAGCUGAUCCGCAACAUCAUCCGGCUGGAAACCUGCGGCUGCGGGCCGACCGCGGGCCGGCCGGCAGGACCGGAGGGACCGGGAACAACAGAACCAGGAGAACCGGAACCAGUAGAACCAACAGAACCAGAACCAGGAGAACAAACUGAACGAACCAGCAUGGAGAGUUCGGAACUGCCACCGGGGGCGCUGACGCCUCCUGUCAGCAGCAGAACCGCCAUCUUUGAUCCGCAGAAUGAGAAUUAA
Messenger RNA from Xiphophorus maculatus (southern platyfish), 1945 nucleotides. Its product is annotated as 1-phosphatidylinositol phosphodiesterase-like. The record is from RefSeq and is a predicted model, not a curated record. Bases 887 to 1945 code for a protein of 352 amino acids. Gene Ontology annotation, biological process: lipid metabolic process. Gene Ontology annotation, molecular function: phosphoric diester hydrolase activity. NCBI's taxonomy places the organism in Eukaryota, Metazoa, Chordata, Actinopteri, Cyprinodontiformes, Poeciliidae. The transcript has 4 exons.